This is a messenger RNA of Doryrhamphus excisus (bluestripe pipefish), 2455 nucleotides long. RefSeq lists its product as uncharacterized. Lineage: Eukaryota; Metazoa; Chordata; Actinopteri; Syngnathiformes; Syngnathidae. Gene Ontology annotation, molecular function: protein dimerization activity; DNA-binding transcription factor activity. Gene Ontology annotation, biological process: regulation of DNA-templated transcription. The record is from RefSeq and is a predicted model, not a curated record.
GCUGACCACACCUACUUUACUAGUCUGCUAGUAGCCGGUUUUUACAGACGCAACAUGCUGCCUUGCUCCCACUUGAAGUUUACACGCAAAAAACUUCUCCCCACGAAAUAGUCAUCACAUCCACUCUCUCUCUUUUAGUGGACUUUCAGUGGACCUCAUUUUGGGACGCCUUUUACACUUUGUUAUCUUCUGCCAAGUGCCGAUUCUGCGUUUGAACAUGUUGCAAAGCGUCGCCCGGUCGCAAGACUGGCUUUACUCGGAUCCACUGUUCUUUGAUGAAGAGUUCUGCCAAAGUUUGAUGAAGGACCUCCAGUCACUACCGACACCCCCUCAGUCGCCCCCUCUGAAGGUGGGCCUGAGCGGCGACGGAAAGCCGCUCUCCAAGGGCGACCAGCUGAGCUACGUGUCGGACAUCCUGCUGGAAGACCAAGACAUGCAACUCAAUUGGAAUUGCGCCUUCUUCCACUCGGAUGGAGCCGAGAAGGACGGCGUGUCCACCGGGGGAUGUCCACCGCCUUCCCCUCUGGAGGAGAGCGGCGAGGACGGGCUGUGGCAGUGCCUGGCCCCGGAUAAGACCCUGGAGGAGAAGCUGGUGUCCUCCAUGCUGGGCUCCAGCCCGCUGCUGUCUGACAUCGACACAAGUAUCUUUGAGGGGCUAGCCGGGUCCACGCUGGACUGCCAGACUCUCAUGGAGACCCAGGAGCACAGCGAGGCCACGUCUGACUACGGAUCGACUGGCGGCGAGCUGUCCACUUACUCGUCCAGUGACUCCGAGGAGGAAAUCGACGUGGUGACGGUGGGGCGCUGUUCCUCCAGCCCCCCCGCGGAGCUCUCGGCCCGCCAGCAGAAGCAGGAUGAGAAGCAGCGUGCUCUCCAGCGCCACCACCUGGAGAUCCAGCAGCAGCACAACUACGCGGCGCCUUGCCCGGCCUCCCCGCCGACUUCCUCGUCCAGCAAGCGCUCGCGUGGCGGCGACGCACACUCGCGUGCCUCGCACAACUCCCGCGGCCACUUCUCGUCGACAUCCACGCGCUACUACAGCCACCACAGGGAACAGCAGUCAUCGUCGCGGAGCUCGGCGGAAACGGAGGACGAGGAGGAGCGGCGGCGGACGCACAACGUGAUGGAGCGCCAGCGGCGCAACGAGCUGAAGAACUGCUUUGUGCGGCUGCGCGACAACGUGCCCGAGCUUUCGCACAACGAGAAGGCGUCCAAGGUGGUGAUCCUGAAGAAGGCCAGAGACUGCAUCUACGGCCUGGAGGACCGCGCCUUCAGGUUGCGGGCCAAACGGGACAAACUUCAAGCCAAACAGGAAGAACUGAAAGCCAGACUGGAGCAGCUCCGCAGGUAAUGGAGCCGACGGGAAGGAGGCGGGGCUUGUACAAGGGAAGAAGACGCCAUGGACAGAGACCGAGCGUUGACUGGAGUCAAGAGGAGGUUUCAUGAGGACAAAAGUGACUUUUGGUUAUUGUGUUGUUAAAAAGUGUAGACUUUGUGUACAUACACACACACACACACACAGGUUGUGAUGCCUUGACUGCUGACUGUUGUCGGACGCACACACAAGCUCAUUUUAUUGUGUCGUCCUUCAGGACGGUAAACAGACUUGAAUAUAUUUCAGGAUGUGUCGUAGCCAUAGCAACCGAUGAUCCCUCAUAAGAUGCUUUUCAACUUCUUUGUUCAACUCGUUGGGCCAGUGCGAGUUCCACCAGUUGUGUGUGUGCGUGUUUAGAUCUUCAAGCCCCUUCCAGCUCAAAGGUAGCCGUCAUCCGUAGCCGACAGCUCGAAUUUCCCAGCCAAAGUUUGAUUGUCGCCCCUCCGAAGUCCCGAUGCCACCCACCGCCGUAACCACGUCGCUUCCUCUUCACUGACUUUUCCAGUUGCUUGGUGGUGUUUCCCAAGCAAACUUGAGCUAAGGUGUGAAAUAUCACAUUCGCUCUACCCCCAACAUUCCCCUGUUUGCAAAGAAUCUGACCCCCCCCCCACUGCGUGAAGAGAAAGUGAAUGUGAAGCUGUACAAUUUCGAUGGGAUCUUCUACAACAAUUCAUGUUUUUUUCACUCAAGUGGGUUCCUCUGUCGGCAAAAGCGUGUCUUAAAUAUCGAGUGUGGAGUUAGAACUGUUGGACUUUUUCAGGACGUGCUGCCGUCUGGUUCAAACCCGGUGGUCUUCCAGGGAAAUCUCGCUUUGCCUCAACUUCUUCUGGUCCGCGGCAGCGAGCGUCAUCCAAGCUGAGGUUUGGACCAGACGACAGGAGCGAGUUAGUUUUAACGUGACGACAACCUACCUCCACCUGUGUCUGCUUUUCAACUUGGUGGCUAAAAUACUGUUUGGAGUCUUUUUUUUAUGUACAUUUGUUAUUGUAUCAUAAGUUAUUUUAGUCUUUUCGGAGGGGGGGGGGGUUCUUUUUUUCGUUUGAAUUUUUGAGAAUUUAAUGAAAUGUUCUUUUUUCACCA